This is a messenger RNA of Xenopus laevis (African clawed frog), 9272 nucleotides long. RefSeq lists its product as uncharacterized. The coding region runs from base 280 to 6270 and encodes 1996 amino acids. The record is from RefSeq and is a predicted model, not a curated record. NCBI's taxonomy places the organism in Eukaryota, Metazoa, Chordata, Amphibia, Anura, Pipidae. The transcript has 13 exons.
CACCCUGGUCAGAUUUACAAACUGCAGUAUGCGUUAGCCAUUCAAUGCUCAAUCGAGGCUCGUUUUUUAGGUAUCUUGGAUGUUGACGUGCAGAGACCUGUCCGGGAUAAAUCUAAGAGGAACCAGGCAAAGCGGAACAAUCUGGGACAGCUGAAUGGAUGUUAGAACUGGAGCAUUAUCUGCAACUGAAUAACGUUUGUCUAUGCAUCCUACCAUUUUUCCUGCAAUGGCACAUUAAGCUUUGUUGACUCUUCAUUGAGUGGACCAGAUAUAUAGAAAAUGGAAGACAGCAUGAAGUCCCUUAAGAACUAUAUAAUUCCUAAAAUUAAAACAGCUGUUGAGAAAGGAUAUCUUGCUCGUGAUAUGACCAAUAAGAGAGAAUAUAAUGCUAUUCUUAAUAUUCUGAAUGAAGCAAGACUAGACAUAUGCUGUGAUCUAAAGUCCUCGUGGAAGCUGGAAGAUCCAAAACUGAUCUGUAAUUACAAUUUGGAAAAUAAAUUUAUUGAAAAAAGGUCUGAGAUGCGAGAACUUGGAAAAAAAGAUUUCAAAGAACAGUUUUGCUUUCUAGUGGUACCUAAGGCUGCAGUUGUAGACAUAUGCCAGCAUGGCCUAAGUGUUAAAAGUUCAACCAUCACAAUUUUAGGGAAUCCCCAAUUAGGAGUAUAUGUCUUCAGGCACAUUGAUGUUGCAUUGAAUUAUGCAAAGUUGAGGAACAGUAAAUCAAACACCAUUAUUGUUUUUAAGACACUCUUUGGCAGAAUUAAGAAAGUACAGACAGUUUUGAAUUCUAAGAAAACUCCUCUGGAUCCUGCACCAAACUAUGAUAGCCAUAUGUCAAAAAAGUCACCAUCUUGCACUGAUUCCUUUGAGAAGCAAACAGCAAAUUCAUUAGUGUAUUUGUAUGAGUACGACCUAAAUUUCAAGCCUGCUGUCAAUCCAAGACAUUGCCUUCCAUAUGCUUCAGUGUUUGUCACAUUUAUUGAACAUGAAACAGAAACAGGCCCAAUACUGCCAAGUGUAAAGCUUAAACCAAAAUUGGUUACUUCUGGCAGUGCUAACUUAACAAACUGCACAGUAGCAAAACGAAUUGGUAAAGGCAAAGAUGCAAAAAUUGUUUUUAAAAAUUUUCCUACAGUAGUGCCAAAGCCACCUCCAUUAUGUCACUAUGCACAACAAAAUGAGUUCCUCCUUUCUUGUACUGCCAUAAACCUUCUGAUGGAAAAUCUUCUAGGCACUGCUUCGUUCGAUAAGCAAGCCGUGGACACUAUGCCAUUGCCUCACCAGUUUGAUAAAAAAGAGAAAGCUGGAGAAAGAACAGAUGACAUGGAUGGUUUGAUUCCUUUAAGCAUGUUGAUUACAUCUAAAUCCAUAAAAGAUCCCAGAAAAAGAAGAGAGGAACAGGAAUUAAAACCUUGUGAUCAGAAAAUACAUGAAUGGAAUUCUCAGAAUUGUGAGGAAAACAUCAACAAGUCAUUUUCCCUGAGUUUUGAAGAAGCUCGAUUUUAUGACAAUUUAAUGUCAAAGGUUGAAGUAAAUAAACGUUCAUUGAAUGAGUGUGAAAAGGACAAUAAUAUGGUGGUGAAACAAGAUGAGACAGUAGGUUAUUCUCAAAACCUAUCUGAGAAAGAGGUAGUUGAGAAAAAGGGAAAGCAGCAAAAUUCAAGUACACUCUCUGAACAUUCCUUUGCUACACAAGAUAUGUCUCAUGUAUCUAAGACUCUAUCUGUCCCUAAAAAAGUUUGUGAAAAUGUUGUAAAAGAAAGUGAUCGCAUUUUAAAGAAACACAAAAAAGAAAGAAGAUUCAGUCUUGGGUCUACAAAAUCAGAGUUGACAAAAGAAGCCUGCAUUUCCAAAGAAAACAAGAAAUUUGCAGAUGUGGUGCAAUCUAGUGGAUGUAACUCUCUCGAAAUAAGUCAUAAACAUAAACCAGUGCUAAAAAAGACAUCAAUUUCUAAUGUUAAAAAAGAGAAAACAAUCAAUAGUAAAACUAUUGCUGACUUUUCAAAGUGUGGUACAAAUCUAGAAGAGAAGUUAUUGCCUUCAAGUUCAACAAAAUUAAAUCACACAAUAAAAGUUGAAAACAUGGAACAGACUGGAAAGUACGUCUCUAAAAAGUCACAGAGGAAUCACAAAAUAAAAGGUAAUAAGGUCCAUGGUCAAAAAAGUGAUGAGAAUUCAAAACAAACUGCUGCUUCUUUGCCUAAAAAUGCCACCUUACCAGUUAAUAAGAUGGAUGUUGGCACUGAAAAAAGGUUUGGAAAAGGUACAGAUAAAAUGGAAGAACAUUCAUCACUUAUGAAAAUACAAAUCAAUUCUUUCUUGCAUUUAAAUGAUAUAGAUCAUAGUAUUAACAAAACGAAAAAAACAGCUGAAAAUGAAACCUUGGAAAAGUUUUUUGCAAAUGCAGAAGAACAACAACAUUGGUCAAGAGAAAAUCUAGUUGACAAGCAGGAACAUCAAUGCAGUAAAACAAUCAUUCAUGGUAUAACAUUUGCAAAGGAAGAAAUACCGAUCCCUCCAGAGAAAAAAAUAUCACAGAUAUCAUGUGGAACAUCUAAUGAUAAUCUUGAGAUAAGAGAUUUCACAAAUGAUCAUUUUGAAAACAUGGCAUUUCAAAAUGAAACUGUUUGCCCUCAAGAACCUCUUACUGUAAAUGUGAGUUAUCUUAAAAAAAGAUGUGAAAAGAUGGUGACAGGGACAACUCCAGAAGAUACACAAAGUAAAACAACAGAUUAUUGUGUAGAAAAUAUGUCUUCUGUGAACUUAAAUGAACUAUCACUGGACCAUCAAAUUUCUUACAUAUGUUUACCUGAAAGAAUUGUAAAUCAGCACUGUGUUACCAGUGAGGUUUCUUUGUUUAAUGAUGGUAAUGUUGGCAUACCUCUGGAAAAUAGCAUUUUAGGUAUGUCUAAAAACCUGACACAUUUGUGUUUGCAGAGCUAUGAAACAGAAACCGGGCGUGAUGAUUUAUUUAUUGAAGAUAUGGAAAUUGGCAGUGAGAUUGAAAUUCCAUCUUUUGAAACUGUAAAUGAACCAAAAGCUCAAAUGCCAGUUAAUUUAAACAUAUCCUUAAACACAUUGCUUGAUGAUUUUGAUUGUAGCCACUUGGUAAACCGCAUAGACUGGGAUAGUCCCUUUGGAUUGGACAGUUCCACUACAUUAAUGGGAGAGGUCGUAGUGCCACAAUUUAACAAAUCACCCCUCCAACAUCGUGAGAGUGAAAGGAAAAUCUACCCUGAUUUACAAAUAACAAUAAAAAAACUUAGUAAGCUGCAAGAUAACCCCACCCCUGCUUGUGGUGAUACAGAAGUACAAUAUAAAGGCCCAAAUGAUGAUGUCCUUUCACCACUUGAGGCUAUUAAGAACAAAGUUUUGGUGGAUAGCAUUGAAAGCAAAUGUAAAGAAAAUGCUGCACCUUUGAUAAAUAUACAGUCACCUCUUGAAAAUGUCAAUAUAAAUGUAUCCGGUGAACAGCGGGACUAUUAUUCUGAUAUGCACAUUUCCUCUUGUACAUCAAAUAACAUACAGGUUACUCGGAAAGCAGAAGAUUUCAAAAGUCACAUAGGGGCAACUAAUGGCCAGAGCGAAACAAAUGUAGGAGACAAAAUGAAAGGCUUUACACGGCAGAAAACCAGGACUCCUGACAAAUGUUCAACUGUUUCAUUAGACUUAUGUGCAAUUUUAGAAAAAGCAGAUGAAACAUCUUGUGUAAAUGUAUUGCAGGAAUAUAAAUUAAUUUGUGAGAAAAAGCUUCCCAGAUUUAUUAAAGCUUUUGAAGAUAAGCAGCUUUGCCCAGUCAAAGAAGUUAUGCUUGACCGGAAUUUUUUGGUUGAAAGAAAACGCAAAGCAGCCUUGAAGCAUGCCUUAAAACCACAGGCUAUAGAGUCAUUUAUUGAAUUGCAAAUAAUAAUGGAAAUAAAGCAAUUUAUAGAAAAUCGAAUAUACAGUCUUAAAGGCGAGCCCACAUUCAGAAGUCUUCUGUAUUAUGACAGCUCUCUCUACCUUGAGUUACUUGAUGGAGACAGGGGAUAUCAAACACAGUCCAAUUUUUAUGUUGGAUUUCAACAGAAGCUGAAAUGUAGUGCUCUUGUUACACUGCAAAGCCAUUAUGCUCAACUUUGUGAUAUUUUCGAGAAAAUUAAUGAAAAGCACAGAUCAUAUUAUGUCUUCCUUAAAUACCGAAGAGAAGUUGAGGAAUGUGAAGCUGUUUUAAAGAACUCCGAUGAUCAUUUGGAUUUUUGUCUCUCAGUCCCAUUAUCUUGUGGAGUUCAUAUUGGGGACACAUUAGAGGAGUUAAAAAUCUUGCAGAGAAGAACUUUAGAGGUUAUUGAGGCCUAUUAUAAUCUUCCAAUGUGUGAUUCUGGAAAACAGGAACAUGCACUGUGCCUUUUAGAAUUAAUCUGUGCAAAGAUUGAUUAUAUUCAGACCUCUGAGUCUUUGAACACUGAACUGUCUGUUUUUGGCAUUGAACACUUAUUGUUUGAUGCAGCCAAAUGCACUAUUUUGAAGGAAAAAGCAAGAUCUGUUAAACAGGAAAAAAAGGAGUCUAUCAACAAACUGAACCAUUUUGCCUUGUUAAAAUUAUAUGAAGUCUAUGGUACAUGUGAUGUAGAAACCACAGUCAUAAAAACUUCAGAUAAUACACAGAAAAAACACAGAGGGUCAAACAUCAAUCCAGAAUUUAACAGUCAAGAAGAUGUAUAUUAUGUUGGAAAAAUCAUAGACCAAGCACAGUGUGCAGACUCUGUAUCAGUGAACCAAAUGAUCACUGGCUGUAAGAAGCACUUAGAAACUCUAAAAAAAUAUUUUCAGAUAAUGCAAGAAUGUGAUGCAGAUGAAGUCAUAGUCACAGAAAAUAAUGUUUUGGAUGCAGCUAAAAAACAUAAUCAGCCUGCAAUUCUCCUGAAGCCAGAGGCAAUAGAAAGCUACAUUGAUAUCCUUAUGGCUUCUGAAACUUUACAUUUCCUAAAGUGUUUGAAGGCUUCCAAAAAGAACAAAAAGCGAUUCAGGGGGCUGCUGUGGUUUGACAAAUCUCUCCUUCCUGAAUUAAUUCAGUGCCAAAACAGAAUUGCAUUGUACCUUAAAGGAGACUUGAAUUCUGAUGUCCUAGAAAUCAUAAAUAGUAAUAUAUAUGAGAUCAAGACAGAGCUAGAAAUAAUAUGCGAUUAUGCACAUUCUGUCAAUUAUACCUAUGCCCUUCAGAUAAUGACACGGGAACUUUCAGAGCUUUCAGAACUUAAAACAUUUGUUUCAAAAUCCAGGUUUGCAGUGCAUUCAUAUGUCCACCUCUCCCCACAUAUUGCCUCUCUAAACUAUGGAAGUACUUUGGUUGAUCUUGAUUAUAACUAUAACCAGUUUUCUGAUCUGCUCAGCCUGUUAAUGUCCUGUCCAAAGAAAGACUUGGGAAAAAUUGCCCAAACAAUGAAAAUCAUGAAAACUAUUGAACUCAUGAAACAAGCCACUUCUAGGUCAGAAACUUCAGGAUUUGAUAUCUCGGUCUGCCAGAUAAUGGAAAACAAAAGGAAGCGUGACCAGCUACAGGGUAAAGGUGAUCAAGAUUAUGGGAUACUGAACACAAAGAAAAGACCAUCAUUGAAUCAGAAUGAACAGACAUAUUCUAUAAGCCCCAAAAAGCGAAAGGUAAUUAAUUCCCCUCCACAAGAUGCCAAAGGAGAGCAAGAAAUAAUCAAACAGAAAUGCAGCUCAAGGAUUAAAAACAAAGAUUAUGGUAAUGCAGCUGACAAACGGUGCAAACAUUUUGAAAGAACUCCAAAGGACGUAACAGUUGUAGAUAAAGAUCAGUCUUCAUCUGUUAUUGAACAUACAUUUCAUAGAAAUGAUGGAUUGUCUCCAGUCAAGGCAAUAGAUCAUGCAAAUGAUAAAGUAGUUAAAACAAAAUUUUCCACUGAUGGUUCAGUACAGGAAUCACUAAAUGAUUCCCAUUUCAAUAUCCACCCAAAAAGUCAACUUCAGGUACCAGAUAAAAAUGUAAAUGUUAUGUCAGAAUACCAGUCUCCCUCUGAGCAAAGUAAGAAAAACAUAGAUGCAGUAUCUCAAAUGGCUGGAGGUCAAGCUGAACAGAAAUCUAUUCUCAAAAAGCUAUCUUUUUCAUACAAGCAAAAGAAGAGCUAUAAUGUUCACUUUGCUGACAAAUACACAUUAGAUACAAGUCCUUUGGAUGAACAAACAAAUGAAACAGCAACUUCCAUUACUGAAGCAAAAGACAAAGACGUGAAGAACGAACCGUUGGUAUGGCCUUUCCAAUUGUAGUGAUUCGAACAACAGUCAUUCUCAGAGUUUUGCACAGAUGACUGGUACAUAUUCCCAGCCAUCCAACUGCCUCUACCCUUGGCAAUAUUAUUUACAUUACUGGUAUCUAAAUAGCAGUAACACAAAUGUAGUGACCCAGCCUUACCAAGGAAUGCCUUACAAUACACAGCAGUUCAUGCCAUAUAGUGGGACAUCCUCAUUCAUAAACCAAAAUCCUUAUUCUGGGAACCAGCCUUACCCAAACUUUAACAGCCAGUUUCAGUCUCAGAGGUUUCAGACAACAGAUGCUCUUAAAGCCGCUAUGAAUUACAGUUAACCUGCUCUACACCCUGCAUCACACCAAGAUUCCGUGCAGGCUAGGUAUACUUAUGAUGCUACACCAACAGGAACAUGGUCAUGGGGUUCCCGGUAGUAAGAUUUCCCAUCCUUCAUCUUGCUGGAAAAGGACAAUUCAAUGCAACAUUCUUCUUAUUACUAAAAUAACAAGAUUGUACUUAAUAUAGUGAAUGCUAAAACAAAUUUAUGUGUAAUGUGUACUGUUGAUGAAGUUAGACAUAGCUUAUUCUGCCCAGUAGCUUUAAGAUUGUGUGUUAUUGUGGUAGUGGCAGCAGUACAGAUAAAAAUUAACACAGCCUCACUAGUCUUUUUGUUUUCCAGUUACACUUCCAGAAAAGUCUGUCUGUGCAGUUUGUAAUAUUUUAACAUUUACUUAAUUUCUGACAAAAAAACAAGGAAGUACUUCAGCUGGAAUUAUAUAUUACAAUUAUAACGACCCACAUUUUAAUGCCAAAAUACUUUGUUUUAGCUGACAAUGGAAGCUGGAAUUGUUUUUAUUGUUUAAAUAAAGCCAUAUUUUUUCAUUCAUUUAGGCUAUUGUAAAUGCAGAUGAUGACAAGUAGACCAAAGCAAAUGUUUAAGUGGGGCCCUGCCCUAAGCAUUAAGUCUGCCUUGGGCAACACAUUUUCCAAAUAUGUCUAUGGAAAGCCCUUCGUCAUACUCAUAAUAUACUCAUAGCAGCUGUUGAACUAGAAUCCUGGGAGCCAGAUGCACCCAUAUAUUUCAUUGUUAUUAUUAUUUUUUGCCCCCUCGAAUACCAAGCCUCAAUGGCCAUACUGAUACAUACACUCAAUAGCCAUACUGAUCAUUCUACACAAGAAGGCAUCACUUUAAACAUCUUUACCUUAAUUACUACUUAAAAUUGAUUCAUAAAUUAGCCCAACCUUUGCUUAUAAAAUUCAGUACAUUUUCCAGUAUUACCAUCUUUAUUUAAAAUGGAACUUGAAAUGCACAUUUCAUUUUUAUCUUUUAAAAAUCAUUAACUUUGUUUUAGGUAGUAUUUGUAGUUAUGUGUAUAAAGUGUGAGGAUUGAAGGUUAUUACUGUAAUAUAUUACUGCAUAUUUGCCUUUGUAUACACUUGUAGGUGUGGAAUACUUGAAGCACAGCACCAGUCUGUGUUUAAAAUAAAAAGCCUUUAUUCGAUACACAUGGCAACAAUCUGGAUACAGCAACGUUUCAGGCCUUGUUUGGCCUUUUGGUUUCAAGCUUACACUUGUGGGUGGUCUACCUCAGGAGAGGUUCUUUCCACAUCGUUUUCGUAAGCUUUUAUUGAUGAUGCAAUCCUCUAUUCCCAACUUCCUGUAUAAAAAAAAAAAUAAUUGAAUUGCAGUGUUUUCUUAAACAUGAGCAAACUAACUGUAAAAGAGACUGUACAGGGACAGUGCCUCCAUCUAUCUGGGUUAAAUGGAGGCACUGGCUUGGUUCUGACUCCCAUUAGGAGAAUGUCCCCUUUAUUAUGCGGUGCUGUCAAAUCAUCUUCUGUCUCAGGCAGCUUUUAGGAUGCGUGAUAUCUAACCAUCUAUACAUUUAAACACCUCAGUGAUACUAUUUCACUUUUCAGUUUAAUAUUUAUUUAGAAUUGCACAUUAUUUAAAUAUCUGCACAUUAAUAUAUUUUUGACAUGUUUGAGUAUUUUUUUUAUAGCACAGUCACAACUGCUCCAGACCUUUUUAUUGGUAUAUCACUGAUUAGCACUAGGUGGUGGUUGUAGCAUGACACUGGGUGAAGUGUGUGACAAUAUAUUAAAUACAAUAGUGCACUAGAAUUUUCUCUUUAUAGAUGUCUGCAAAAUAGGAACCAUAGUUUAUCAAAAGCAGAUAAUGUUAAAGCUCCUGUACUGAAUAAAUCAGAGUUCAGAGAGUGAAGAAUGAUGUGCACCUAAAAUGUUAAGAUGGAGGCAUCUUCAGGGACAGUGCUUCCAUUUAUCUGUGUUAAAUGGAGGCACUGGCUUGGUUCAGACUCCCAUUUGAGAAUGCCCCCUUGUGGUGCUGUCAAAGAGAUAUCAUUUUCUGUCUCAGGCAGCUUUUAGGAUGUGGGAUAUCUAACCAUAACAUAGUUUGUAGUUCUAGGAGAAGAGAUCAUUAACUUUCCCCUGUGUCAAUGAGAGCACUUCCCGGCAAUGUCUGUGAGAGGUCAUCCUACCAUUGCAUUUAGUAAGUCACUUAUUAUUUAUAUGCUUUUAAGCAUGAAAAAUACCACAUCACAUUUCUCUAUACACUUAAACACCUCUGUGAUACAAUUGCACUUCUCUGUUUAAUAUUUAUUUAUAUAUCUGCACAUUAAUAUAAAGAUAUUUCUUUGAGUCAUUUUUUUGUAGUACAUUCACAAGGGGACUCACUGCUCCAGUCCUCUCCAUUGGUAUAUCAUUGAUUAGCACUAGGUGGUGGUUGUAGCAUGACACUGGGUGAAGUAUGUGGCAAUAUAUUAAAUACAAUAGUGCACUAGAAUUUCCUCUCUAUAGAUGUCUGCAAAAUGUGAAUCAUAGUUUAUCAAAAAAAGAUAUACGGUAGUCACUUUCCCUGCAUCUGUCACUCAUUUAUAAGUAAAGGAAAAUAAUAAUCCUUCUGUGGACCAUGAUGACACUUUUUUUACUACUAAUUUGCUCAUCUUGAAUCAGUGUGCACAGGGCUCCUCAGUUCAAUAACUGGAUGAUGCAAGCAAAAUA